AUUGGAUUAAUCAUGGAUUAUUCUAAUGUUUCAUAUUUAACUCUGGAGGGCCAUGUGGAGCUGGAGAAAUACAGAUAUGUUUAUUUUGUAAUGGUUCUCACAAUUUACCUCUUGAUUACUUGCUUUAACAGUCUUGUCAUUUUUGUCAUAUUCACAAACAAACACCUUCAUAAGCCCAUGUACAUUUUCAUUGCUGCUUUGCUCUGUAAUGCUCUCUUUGGAACAACUGCAUUUUAUCCUAAACUGCUCACUGAUUUUUUGUCUGAAAGUCAAAUUGUCUCAUAUGAAGCAUGUACAUUUCAGUCAUUUUUUAUUUACACAUAUGCCACAUCAGAAUUCACCCUGUUAUCAGCUAUGGCCUAUGACAGAUAUGUGUCCAUCUGUAAACCAUUACAGUAUGCUACAAUUAUGAAAAUGUCCACUGUCCGAAAACUCUUAUUUUGCUCUUGGUGUGUGCCUUGCUUUGAAAAUAGUAUAUCACUGACAUUAACAUUUCAGAUUAAACUUUGUAGAUACAAGUUAAAUAGAAUAUACUGCAAUAAUUCUUCAGUUGUUAAAUUAAGUUGCGGAGACAUAUCUGUAAGAAACUCAUAUGGAUUUUUCAUUUUUGUCAUUGCUGUAUUUCCACCAGUGAUCUUUGUGAUCUACUCGUAUGUUCGAAUACUUCAUGUCUGUCUUCAAAGUUCAAAAGAUUUCCGAAGAAAAGCUCUACAAACCUGUUUCCCACAUCUAUUUAUAUUCAUCAGUUAUACAGUUACCUCAUGCUUUGAAGUUAUUAAUAACAGACUAGAAUCAAAUCAAAUUCCUCACAUUUUCACCAUGAUCAUGUCAGUGGAAAAUCUGGUUAUUCCACCUCUAUUCAAUCCUAUAAUAUAUGGACUGAAAAUGCAGAAAAUUUUUAAUGGUAUCAAAAAACUGAUUUGGAAAGUAAUACAAAUGUGA
Messenger RNA from Hemibagrus wyckioides, 942 nucleotides. RefSeq names its product olfactory receptor 10J4-like. Gene Ontology annotation, cellular component: membrane. The transcript has a single exon. The record is from RefSeq and is a predicted model, not a curated record. NCBI's taxonomy places the organism in Eukaryota, Metazoa, Chordata, Actinopteri, Siluriformes, Bagridae. The coding region runs from base 13 to 942 and encodes 309 amino acids. Gene Ontology annotation, molecular function: G protein-coupled receptor activity; olfactory receptor activity. Gene Ontology annotation, biological process: G protein-coupled receptor signaling pathway.